GAGUGGUCGCGUACCCGCCGUGUCGCAUUUUCCAAAAAAUCCUAUAAAGUGUUCCCAUGGACUAUACGCAGUGCCUUUGCAAUUUGCUCUUCCUACAAUGAUUUGACGCUUGUGAGGGUGCAGGCCAGGACUGUAAUUGAUGCCUCUGUUUUAUUUUGUGACAAGCUGAAGGAAAAUCCAGCAAGGUGUUGGGGGUAAAGGUAGAGAUGAAGACGGAGCACCGCACAUGCUGCGCGUGCGGCGAGCCGAUCGCGGACCGCUUCCUACUGGAGGUGGGCGGCGGCGCGUGGCACACGGGCUGCCUGCGCUGCUGCGUCUGCGCAGUCCAGCUCGACCGGCACCCCUCCUGCUUCCUGCGCGACCGGCAGGUCUACUGCAAACAGGACUACGCUAAGAGCUUCGGGGCGAAGUGUUCGAAGUGCUGCCGCGGCAUCUCGUCGUCGGACUGGGUGCGCAAGGCGCGGGAGCAGGUGUACCACCUGGCGUGCUUCGCGUGCGACGCGUGCGGCCGCCAGCUGUCCACCGGCGAGCAGUUCGCGCUGCACGAAGACCGCGUGCUCUGCAAGCCCCACUACCUCGAGACCCUCGACGGUGGCUCCAUCUCCUCAGAUGAUGGCUGCGAUUCAGAGGGAUAUCACAAGAGCAAAGCGAAGCGAGUGCGGACCACUUUCACAGAAGAACAGCUGCAAGUUCUACAGGCCAACUUCCAGCUGGACUCGAACCCAGACGGGCAAGACCUGGAGCGUAUCGCACAGGUCACGGGGCUCAGCAAGCGAGUAACCCAGGUCUGGUUCCAGAACAGCCGCGCCCGCCAGAAGAAACACCAGCACACCGGUAAAGGAAAGCAGAAUCAACUGAUGUCGCGCGACACCGAUCCAGUGGGGUUUGGCCGGCCCAUCAACAUACACCUCACAUACUCGUUCCAGAACAAGCCGCCUUUUGUCCCGAUAGACGGCACUUCGUUCACGGAUUCUUCGAUGGAUGAACUGUCUGAAGACUCCUCCAUCCAUUGCAUGCAGAGUGAAGUUUGAGCUCCGUAGAUAGUCUACACAGUAGUAGUGACAGAUAGAUAAUUAUGGUUUUCUUGCGUAAUUGAGACGCUCCAUUUUGAAUUACGACGUCACUUUUUAAUUAACAAUUGAACUAAAACGAGAAGUAUGUACAAUGAACGGUGUUAUCACAAGCUGAAAAACGUUUGUUGUACAGCUGGAAUUUAUGAAUCUCAGCAAGGCCAUAUAUUAUGAAUAUUCUACGAAUAGAUCACAGGCACUUUUGUGACAUUAGCGAUUGAAAUCAAAGGAAAUGAGGCAAGUACAGCGAGGGCCGGGUCAGAGUAUAAAUAUAAGAAACAAAGGCAAUGUAAAAUUCAGCAAUAAAAUUCGACUCUGCUAAACAUCUUAAGAAACUGAAAGAAAAUACUAAAGUAGUAAAUAUCGUUUAUCUAAAGUUUAAGCUGUUCUUAAAUAUUUAUUGUAAAAAAAGUAUAUUUAUUUAACUAUUUAUUUAUUUCUAGUAACUGUGAUACGUUUGCUAUCGACUACUUAUUCGCUUUCAUUCUAAUAUGAUAAUUAAUAUAUCAAUACCUGCCUAAAUUUUGUAAUUUCUCGAAUUAUAAUAGUGCCAAAAUGAAUAGUUUAAUAAAUCUUAUUAAGAAGAACGAUUUUUAAAACUAUAAAGUUAGAUUACUCUCAAUAAAUUUUAUGGUAAUGUUUAGCAGUAGUGACUUCUGCUUCAAAUGUAUCUAACUACUUACUUACUUAAUUCGCUGUCCUCCAGGUAGGUUUCUAACAACGCGAAUUUGUUACAAGUUAGGUAGGUACUUCACCGUCGUCUUCUACUAACAUAUCAUAAAAUCCUUUAGAUACUUGAGUAUACGACGUGUUAUCGACGUAUGUUGUGUCUUGUGCCAAAACAUAUUCUAUUGCUUAGUUGUAGACAAUACGUCCUGUCGGGAAUUAUUUAUAGAGAGAUACGUAUUUGGGAAUAAAGGCGACAGACGAUCAAUAAACCGCGGAAUAGUUGUUUACUCUUAUUGUAUUUUGUACAUAAACAUUUCGAUGUGCUACAACAUUGUAAAUUCUACAGCACGUCUAUUCUAUUUAUAACGUUAGUUAAGCAACCGUAGUUUGUCAUCUCGUCAUUUUAUUGUAAUAUUUAAUUUAAUGCUAAGUGGGUGCCUCUUUGGUGCCUAAGUUUAUUCUGUACAAAAAUAUUGAAAUAUAUUAUGUUGGUUAAAAUUUACCCAUGUUUCAUUAUAAUAGAUCGAAAAGUGGAUCAUUAGAUAAAAAUGUCAGUUUAUGUCUUAAUUCACUCGAGUUUAAUAAUAAUAGUUGACACAUAUUUAAAGCUAAUUCCAGUAUAUAUUCUUAAACUUAACAAUAGAUAAGUACAAAUUACAUGCUAAAACUUAAUAAUAUUUGGUAAGUGUCUUAACAUAUCAACUUAACAUCUAUAUUACAGACUUAUCGAAACUUUUUCUACCGAGUACUUACAGCUAUAAAGUUAAUGGGCAUACAUUUUUCUUACGAUUCGCGGAAUACUUCAAUUGCAAAAUUUAAUUGUUACGUCAUAAUAAUAAAUAAAUUACUUAAAUUGCAUUUUUUUUUUCAAUUCCAAUUACAUACGUACUUUCAUGGGUACUUUUGAAGCGACAGUAUG
Pectinophora gossypiella (pink bollworm) is the source of this 2658-nucleotide messenger RNA. It is a transcript of the gene Awh, whose product is annotated as LIM/homeobox protein Awh. Gene Ontology annotation, biological process: neuron differentiation; regulation of transcription by RNA polymerase II. Gene Ontology annotation, cellular component: nucleus. The transcript is spliced from 6 exons. The record is from RefSeq and is a predicted model, not a curated record. Lineage: Eukaryota; Metazoa; Arthropoda; Insecta; Lepidoptera; Gelechiidae. The coding region runs from base 207 to 1031 and encodes 274 amino acids. Gene Ontology annotation, molecular function: DNA-binding transcription factor activity, RNA polymerase II-specific; RNA polymerase II transcription regulatory region sequence-specific DNA binding.